CUCACUCACAGAUGAGAUGAUAAAAUGAAGUUUUAAAUACUCACAAUGUAUCGUUGCCUCUGAGUUAUAGCUCUUGCUUCUGUGAAGUUCUAUCAAUUGGAAGUUUUUUCUGCUUUAAGGUAACACUUAGUGUUGAAUGAGAAGAAUAAGAACGUCAUUUUACACAGUUAAUUUGGUUGAAAAAUUAUACCGCACACUGUAAUUUUGCACACCUUUCAUUCCUUGAGAUGUUAAUUGCAAAUUAUUUCGCACUACAAAAAACUACAAAUUUCAUGGCGUCGUCGAUCUCGUUAAUGGCUUUCUGGCCGCAAAAUUUAAAACAUUCCUCGGAGUUUCAGGGUUACGGCCCGUAUAAAACAGAGUGGCUUAAUACUUUGUAGUCGCCUCUGGCAAGUCAAGAGAGGAAAGAAUAUUUGAAUUUUUUGAGUAGAUGCCAGCCUACUUUAUGACUUAAAAUUUAUGCAGAACAUUCAGCUAACAGAGAGGAAAAAUCAAGACAGUUUUCAAGAAAUUGCGCAGACUAAUUUUUCAAAGAAUAGUAUGACAGGAAGUCUUCAACGUUGGAAACUGAGAUACAUGGUCCGCUUUUUAGCAAUUGAUAAAAAAUUCGAAGGGACUUUAAUACCAUGUAAACGGGUUGACACCUGAUUUAAAAUAGUGAAACAACGGUACUUUAUUAUAAAGAUCUAGUGCGACCAAAAGUGUGAAAACCUACUAUCCAAAAUUCAUUUUAGCCCAUUUUAAAAAAUAAAUUUCAGUAUGUCUGUGAAUAAUAUGUGCACCCUCUAAUCCUCGAUAGAUUUUUUACCUCCGACAUUAUGUUCUACACUCGGUUAUUUACCACCAUGCUCACAUUUUAAAUUCAGUGCCGGAUAAUACAUAUCGAAGUUUCAUGAUUUUCUGCCGGAGAAAGAGACAUGUUACGUGAACGUUUCCAAUUAUUAUCUUUGCAAGGAUUCAUUUUUAUCAGCUGUCUGAAAGUAUGUCUACCACAGCUCAUUGAUGGUGAAGAAUCGAACCCGUGGAAAGUUGAGCAUCCAAAGAAAACAUCGGCUGAAAUAAUCGCUGAGCUAAAAAAACACAAAAUCAUUCCGGAAAUAAUUGAACAAACCCCCAGCGAUGUUAGCGUAUGUGAGGUUUCUUAUAACGAUUCGGUUAUAAACUUUGGAAAUAUCAUCAACUACACAUUCAUUCAAGAACAUGAGCCCACGCAUUUAAAAUGGCCUUACAAAGAGAACAAAUUAUACACACUAAUCUUUACAUCACCAGAUACCCCAGGAAUGAAGGAACACAAUGAACGAGAAUUAAUAUUGUGGUUGGUCGGCAAUAUACCAGUAAAUAACGUAAAAAACGGAACUUCGAUAGUCGAUUACGUGGGAAUGUUUCCGUAUUAUGAGGAGGGUCUUCAUCGCUACAUAUAUUUUGUUUAUGAGCAAAAGGAUGCAAAACAAAUAGAUUUUUCAGAUGAAAUUUUCAUUCCUUCGCAUAUUGUCAGUCAGCGCCGUUGCUAUUUUCACACCGAAGAAUUUAAAGAUAAGUACAAACUGGGACCCUUGGUAGCUGUCAAUUUCUGUAAUAUGCAGUUUAUACGCAAAUUUUUGAUUUGACGCUCAUCUCUUCUCCAAGACAAAUCUAAAAUAAAUGUUUAAAAAAAAAUGUA
This is a messenger RNA of Bemisia tabaci, 1660 nucleotides long. The record is from RefSeq and is a predicted model, not a curated record. Lineage: Eukaryota; Metazoa; Arthropoda; Insecta; Hemiptera; Aleyrodidae.